UGUCUUUAAGACGCAAUGUUUGAUGGGAUUAACAAUGUUUCCACUCUAGUGUUUAAUAUUACACUAAAAAAAACAAUUGUGUACGCCGUGCCUGCCCAUGCCAGUACUGUGGCUGCUUCCCCGGCUUCCUUUGCCAGUACUGUCGUGGAAAACGCGUUCUUUACGGUAAAGCGAGAGGCGGCGCUCCGCACACGUGGGUUCGCUUGCGUGCGGUGCAGGAGAAUGAUCGCACCCGACACUCUGAAGCCCAGCCUCCUCCGAGCUGCCUGCAUUGCUCUUGUUGUGAGUGUGUUGAUGGUCCCUCUGCUAAGGAUUGUGGGAUUGCGUGUGUUCUCCAUGGCCUCUGAAGGAUAUGCUGCUGGAACGCACUCUGCUGCAUUUGUCACCUGCCCCAACGAACAGGUGGCCAAGGAGAUUGCACGGGGGAUGGUAGAGAGGAAGCUGGCUGCGUGUGUGAACAUCGUCCCGAAGAUAACGUCUGUGUACGAAUGGCAGGGGAAGAUCGAAGAGGACAGCGAGGUCUUGAUGAUGAUUAAAACCAGAACAUCCAAAGUUCCAGCCUUGGCAGAAUAUGUCCGCUCUGUUCAUCCCUAUGAAGUGGCCGAGGUGAUCAGCCUGCCCAUCGACCAGGGGAACCCUCCUUACCUGAAGUGGCUGGGAGACUCUGUGCCGGAGUAAAGCUGCAGUGAACAGAUCCCCACAGGACCCUGCGAGGGGCGUUCUGCGUGACUCACAAAGCAUCUGCUAACAAUGAACUCAUAUUAUUGGCUUCCCCUUUUUCAAUAUCAUUUUGUUUGAUUACAUGAUGUUAAAAACAAUAUCUAAAUCCUCAAUUCUGAAAUUCUAGGUGAUGUUAAUGUUUUGGCCAUAACUGUAGUACAAACCCAUGCAUAUGUUGUUAAAGCUAACGAUAUAUUUUUAGACGCAAUAUUGUUGUUAUUUAAAAACCUGUAGUAAACAUAAAAGAGAUAUACAGCAGUCUCUUGUAAAGUCUAUUAUUUACGAUGGAAGUUUGAUUCAGUUUCCAAUAUAAACCUGUGUUAGAAAUCUGUGUUGUGUGAAAGGUGAAUAUUUCCAUUCUUUGCUCAGUCGUCAGAAAAUACUGAUAUUAUCAAUCGAUAUGAAACGUAUAGCAUUUAAUAUUUAGAGAAAAAACAUGCAUUUGAUCUCCCAAAUAAAAAUAGAUACCCUUUUAUUCCA
Acipenser ruthenus (sterlet) is the source of this 1200-nucleotide messenger RNA. RefSeq names its product protein CutA homolog. Lineage: Eukaryota; Metazoa; Chordata; Actinopteri; Acipenseriformes; Acipenseridae. Gene Ontology annotation, biological process: response to metal ion. The coding region runs from base 16 to 678 and encodes 220 amino acids. The record is from RefSeq and is a predicted model, not a curated record. Gene Ontology annotation, molecular function: copper ion binding. The transcript has 7 exons.